UCCCCCCUCACACACUGUGGCCACAAACCAGACAGACAGGCAGCCAGCCUCCUCAAAACAACCAGCAGCUCCGCUCCGCACCGCCGCCUCACAAGCAUCCCAUGCCUCCACCUGCUCCAGGAUAAACAGACGUCCAGCCGCCCGACAGUCCGUGCAGUCAGCCCAGCAGCCAGGAAGGUGGAAGUCUGCAGGUGAAGAUGCUGGAAAACGGGAGGAAGGUGUUCAAGGAGGGUCUGCUGGAGAAGCGGAGCGACGGGCUGCUGCAGCUCUGGAAGAAGAAGCACUGCGUCCUGACCGAGGACGGCGUGCUGCUGCUGCCGCCCAAGCAGCACGACCACCCGCAGCACCACCAGCAGCAGCACGGCGGCGGAGGGGACACGGGCAAAGUCAAGGAGCUGCACUUCGCCAACAUGAAGACGGUGGACUGCGUGGAGCGGAAGGGCAAGUACGUCUACUUCACGGUGGUCAUGACGGAGGGGAAGGAGAUCGACUUCAGGUGUCCGCAGGACGAGGGCUGGAACGCGGAGAUCACCUUGCAGAUGGUCCAGUACAAGAACCGGCAGGCGAUCCUGGCCGUCAAGUCCACCCGGCAAAAGCAGCAGCUGCUGGUGGUGCAGAUGCCCGGACAGAAGACCGUCCGCAGCUCUCCGAACGUAGCGUGACCUGCGGCGAGUCCCGCGGACACUGGUUCGCCAUUAGCGGUUAAUUGGACACUGAGCUGGAGGAUGAGUGCGAACCCGGGCUGCAUCUCCCCCUGUCGCUUCCCCAUUGAGCUCCAUUCUCCAGGAGGACCCCUCUUCCAUGUAAUGGUUUCCACAGACCAGCGCCCCGGCCCUUUUCAAUACAGAGACUUCUUUCACAAAAGACUGAUGGACAAAAAGCAUGUGAGAAAACAACUGUAUUCUACCGUGCGAUGGGUUUAUCCCUUAUUUAUUAGAUGUGUAUAUAUAUUUUCUAUAAAAAAAUGUUAUGUUGUUGAUGAAUGUUUGGUUGUUGUUAGACUGGAACAGGAGGUCUGAGGUCCGUCGCCUGCUAGUCCGUUGGAGAUGAGAUCACAUAUAGUUAUCUUAGAGUGGUUGAAGUAGGUUAGUCGGUAAAAUGUGUCAUUUCCCAUGAUUUCAUUUUUCAACUGAACCAAAGACUCAUUUCAUUACAUUGCUCUCUCCUGUGCAGCGUUACACCUCUCAGUACUAAAAUCUGUAGAUACUGUAUAUGAUGAGAUACCUGCUCCCCAUAUACACACUUUGUUUUAAGUGCUUGAUUUGUUAAAAGCUACAGUAUAUCUUAGUAUUUACAUUGUGUGCAUCAAUCAUGUUCCAUCGUUUUAUUUGACUGCAUACUAAGGUUAUCUCUUGCUUUCUUGUGAGUCUUAAAUCGGAGGAGGAUACUAGCUUAGUACCCUCAGUUUGUUUUCAGUGGUUACAGAGAAGAGCUUAGUCAUACUAAGAAGACCAUGUGCACACUGAAGUCUUUUUUUGUCAUACUUCAGAGGCUGAGCUGCUUUAAAGACAGUUUGACUGGUUGCAGUAAAACUUUCCCAGCAAAGUAACAUUAGUCUGAAACCCAGAAGAAAAAAUCAAAGGAAACCUAAAAAUAAAGUGGAAAUUUAGACAUAUUUCUUUUUGAGAAAACUCUGCUUUAGCUUAACAUAAACACCCGCUAUCAUAGCUGACUAGCUGUGACCAUUUGUAGUUUCCGCAGAUUUUCUAUACCGAAUACUGUGUGCUUUGAAUAUUUCUGUCCCGUUAACAACUAAGCCACAGCGCCCUUCAUAAUUAUUGGCACCCCUGGUUAAGAUGUUUUGAUCUUUACUCUGAUUUACUGUAUCUACUGUACUCGGAUCUUUAGCUUCUAAUAAAUUCAUUUUUUUUUCUAAAUAAUGUAGGACCACAAUGGAAAAAAAGAGGAAAAUCCAACCUUUAAUCCAAGUGCAUUUAUUCAGUGGGGGGGAAAAAAAUCACACAUUAAGAAAUAAUUCUUUUACAUCAAAUCAUGUCUGCCACCAUUAUUAGCACCACUGAUGUUAUACUUUGUACAACCCUCUUUUGCCAACAAAACAGCACCUAAUCUUCUAAAAUGCAUUUUUCAACAAUUUUCAGUGUGAGAGUAUGCUUCUGCAAUAAAAAUUGAAUUUAUUUUAAGACUUUCAGCACUUCUUAACCAGGGGAGCCAAUAAUUAUGGAGGGCGCUGUAGCUAGCUUGCUGAAAGACAGUUAGCGAACUACCAAGUCAGUUACUACAGAGUGCUACUGAGACAAGCAUUUUGCAAACUAAUGUGCGGGCAACACAUGGCAGCAAACUCAAAGGCUGAUUGAAAAAUUUAGGCACUUGGGAAUAUCAACGCUUUCCUCAAAUGCUGUGAAAGUAUGAAGUGCAACUCUAUACAAUUAACGUGACAACUAAAUGAAUUUACCAUUCACCAAAAAAUUGACUUCUAUAGCUUCCACUAUUUCUGGAAACACGCCACAACUCUUGAACUUUGAGUUUUCUGAAGAUUUCUACCUACAAGGUUAUUAAGGCUCCAUAUUUCUGUCUCUGCAGCAGCUCUGCCUCUGAGACCUGUUCACAAACCUCUAUCAAUCAUUUGUACUGCGCAUUGAAGGCAUGAAAUACUUUCCACGAGGAAGCAAACAGACUAAACAAUCUUUCUGAAGGUGGUGAUACGCAGAACAACACUUAGAGGAAAGUGUCAGGUGGCAGGCUCAGAAAUUCCCCCCCGUUGUUGUUUUUUUUUUUUUAUGAUGGAGGGAUGUCUUGCUGUCAAGAAACCUCUCCCUGUGGCUCGUGUUGUUUCCUGUUUGCUGGGAGUGUUUCCACAGCUUCCCCCUCUCGCCAGAGUAUCACCGCCGGCCUGACACAUGCCUCGGUGCUGCUGUCAUCUCCCACACAGGGUUGGAGCCGUGCCCUUUAUCUAAUGCGACUGGUGUGAUGCUUCUCCGACAUGCCUUCCCGUUGCCAUCAUUUCACACACAGUUAUAGCUGUGCCCUUUGUAGCCACUGUCCAAUUUCUUAUUUCAACGUGAGAUCUAUUUUCAUACCUCGAAAAGAUACAUUCCAUUAAAAAAAACAAUCAAAAAGA
Molecule: messenger RNA, 3079 nt
Organism: Acanthochromis polyacanthus (spiny chromis)
Lineage: Eukaryota; Metazoa; Chordata; Actinopteri; Pomacentridae
Gene: phlda1
Product: pleckstrin homology-like domain, family A, member 1
Exons: 2
Coding region: 198-662 (154 amino acids)
Biological process (GO): positive regulation of apoptotic process
Molecular function (GO): phosphatidylinositol phosphate binding
Source: RefSeq, a predicted model, not a curated record